UUAUAAUGCCCGAUUAACCAGUUCCGCCAUUCGGGCGUGAAUAUUUUAUAAGAAUAGACGAGAUGAUUUUUACAUGCAUAACCACUAUUUGCAUUUCAUCGGCCUGUUCAAAUAUCCGCCGCUGAUAUUGCAUGCGCACACAAAACUUAAUAAUUGGACACUAUUAUUUCGCUCAAGCGUAAUAAUUUAUGAUCAAUAUAUAAUAAUACGCGUGUGCAUAAUAUAAUAGCAUACAACGUUAAAAUAUAUUUAAGAGAGGGUGUGCUUUCAGCGUUCUUAAAAAUGAUUGCAACGCUUUGUUACGGUUUCAGCAUUUUGGUAAUAAACCCCAUCUUAUUGGUCGAGUUAUGUUCACCAACAAGUCCUAAACCUAAAGGAAGCGUUCCGAGUAGCCCGCAGAUCUCUCCGACUGGAUCGCCAACGACGAAAUCACAUAAACCAGCACGUGAAGUCAUUCAAAGAAAAGAAAUGAUGUUAGUUCCAGUUAAAGGAUAUCGUUUGGAUAAAUCUUCUUAUGUUGAGAUGCCUGUAAUCAGCAUAUUGGACUGUGCUCAUUUCUGUCUCGCGGAAAAUGGUCUUUGUCGAUCAAUCAAUUUCGAAAAGAAGCAAACGACAGAUGGACAUAAUUGUCAGCUGAACAACUCGACGAAAGACAACAACGCAAAAAAUUUCGUGCAAUCGUCACUCUACAACUAUUUUGAACCGAAGCAGGCCAUGUUGAACGGUAAGCCAGUUGGAAUGGAGGAGAUCGAAAAGAUCAGAAACGGAGAAUUAUAAAAAUGCUAUAGCCUAAGAAUAAACCUUGUAUAGGUAGGACGAUGCUGGCACUACAGCUGAUAAGACCAAGACAUUAGAAAAUUAUGCCUUCCUGCGUUCUUUGAGCAAAAAUUACUUUGUAGAACCAAAAACCUGAAUAAAGAAAAAUAUUCAUGUGUUGUACUCUUGCUUUCUUAAGUUUUAUUUUCGAUCAAUGCUUGUUCAACGUUUGUCUUCUAAAA
Molecule: messenger RNA, 998 nt
Organism: Dendronephthya gigantea
Lineage: Eukaryota; Metazoa; Cnidaria; Anthozoa; Malacalcyonacea; Nephtheidae
Exons: 3
Coding region: 283-777 (164 amino acids)
Source: RefSeq, a predicted model, not a curated record